Otolemur garnettii (small-eared galago) is the source of this 2555-nucleotide messenger RNA. It is a transcript of the gene NOAZFP, whose product is annotated as zinc finger protein 330. Bases 1206 to 2168 code for a protein of 320 amino acids. Gene Ontology annotation, molecular function: zinc ion binding. NCBI's taxonomy places the organism in Eukaryota, Metazoa, Chordata, Mammalia, Primates, Galagidae. The transcript has 9 exons. The record is from RefSeq and is a predicted model, not a curated record. Gene Ontology annotation, cellular component: nucleus.
GGCGGGUGACGCCUGUCGCUCCCGAGCCGCGUGGCGCCUCCGCCGCGUCUCCCCUGGACGUCUCCCCACCCCGCUGGCCCUCUGACUCCAGGCUGUCAGCCGCUGCGCCCCUGUGCCAGUCUCACGUAGUGACAUGUGCAGUGUCCAGGAAAAGGGCUAGAAGCCAUCUAAAGCUGAGAAAGGAGGUUCUGUCUUUUUGUGGUUCCAGAACUGGAGAAAAAGAAAAUUGAGACAAUCAGCGGAUUGAAAAGACACCUCUGGGGACCCAGAAAGUUCUUCCACAUGAUUACCUCGUGAUUAUUGAUAACACGUUGACUAUUUUCUGAGUUACUUUGGAUGGAGCAGUACUCCUGCCCCCUAGAGUUUGUCAGUUUAAUUAUUGGAAGGAUGCCUUAGUGGCUUGGAGUUAAAUUAACCACUUACUAAAUCUCCUGGCUGAUUUGUCUCUAUUUUUGUGUUGCCACGGUACUGCCUGCUAGCUGGUUUUUGAUUGAUCCAUUCGAUUCAGAAAACUUCAGUUUUUUAAAUGUGGUAGUUUUAAAGUCCUUACUUUGGUAUACGUGGUAAACAUAUAUACUCUUAAACAUAAACUUGAACUCUGCCCUAUUAAAAUUUUUUGCUAACUGCAUGCUUUCAGAGUCAAAGCAACUAAUGUUUAGUAUCUUAAGACAAAAUGGUUUGCCUUUGUAAUUAACGGUGUCAUUUUCUGUUACAUAUUUUAUUUACAUAUUACAUAGAAAAAAUUAGACUUGUCAUUCUUCAAUCUGGCAGCAUCAGGUUGUCGGAAUAUAUAGCUCAAAAUGUGAUUUAAACUGUAUAAAUAAUGCACUUACUAGUUUCUUAAUGGUAAAAUACCUAAUGGAGUUUUUGAGGAGGUGCAGAAUACUUAACACCAAAGAAACCUUUUCUUAGAAAAGAAAACUGCUUUGGCUUUUAGGAUAAACUUCUUAAUGUUUAGUUUCUUUUGGAAUUGCUUGGUAGUGCAUAUAAGUGCCUAAUUUUAAGAAUACCUACUUUAUUUGGAAUAUAGUGUGCUUAAUGUUUUAUAAAAGCUUAAAACAUGCAUAACCAUCAGAAUGAUGAUGUCGAGUUUAAAAUUUAAUGAGAAUAAAAACACUUUAUUAUGCUAUUUCUUGGCCUAUUAAAAUGGUUAGCGCAAUUAGCAAUUAUAUCUUCUCUGUUCUUUUGUGAGGAGAUAAAGGAAAAUGCCUAAAAAAAAGACUGGUGCGAGGAAGAAGGCUGAGAACCGCCGGGAACGUGAAAAGCAACUAAGAGCAUCAAGAAAUACUAUAGAUUUAGCUAAACACCCAUGUAAUGCUUCAAUGGAAUGUGACAAGUGUCAAAGGCGGCAGAAGAAUAGAGCAUUUUGCUAUUUUUGUAAUUCUGUACAGAAGUUACCAAUUUGUGCACAGUGUGGGAAAACAAAGUGCAUGAUGAAAUCUUCAGACUGUGUCAUAAAGCAUGCUGGUGUAUAUAGUACUGGCCUUGCAAUGGUGGGUGCCAUAUGUGACUUCUGUGAAGCUUGGGUUUGCCAUGGUAGGAAAUGUCUCAGUACACACGCCUGUGUCUGCCCUCUUACUGAUGCUGAAUGUGUUGAAUGUGAACGAGGUGUAUGGGACCACGGAGGCAGAAUAUUCAGUUGCUCUUUUUGCCAUAACUUUCUCUGCGAAGAUGAUCAAUUUGAGCAUCAAGCCAGCUGCCAGGUUUUAGAGGCAGAAACAUUUAAAUGUGUUUCAUGCAAUCGGCUUGGUCAGCAUUCGUGUCUCCGUUGUAAGGCUUGUUUCUGUGAUGAUCAUACAAGGAGCAAGGUGUUUAAGCAAGAAAAAGGAAAACAGCCUCCUUGUCCUAAAUGUGGACAUGAAACUCAGGAGACUAAGGAUCUUAGCAUGUCAACACGGUCCCUGAAAUUUGGCCGGCAGACUGGAGUUGAGGAGGGAGAUGGAGCUUCUGGCUAUGAUGCUUAUUGGAAGAACCUUUCAUCUGACAAGUAUGGUGAUGCUGGGUACCACGAUGAGGAGGAGGAUGAGUAUGAGGCAGAGGAUGAUGAAGAGGAAGAGGAAGAAGGCAGAAAGGAUUCAGAUGUUGAGUCAUCAGAUUUGUUUACUAACUUGAAUUUAGGAAGGACCUAUGCCAGUGGCUAUGCGCACUAUGAAGAACAAGACAACUAGGAGAGCUGCUUGCCCACUGGUAGUCAUGCGUGAGAGGAUCAGGAAUGGGUGUGGUUGAUGACAUAAGUGUGUGGGUGUGGAUAUUUAAAAGUAUCAUUGCUGACCCUUGUGUGAUGGUAGUUACGAGGAGUAGGGCAUAGCAUUUUUAUAGGAACCAGUAAUCAAGCUUGUAUCAUAUGAAGAAUGAAUUUCAAAUGUAAGUUGUAUAUUGAUCCAAGCAAUUGAAGCAUCAUGGAGUUGGAUUGUUAACUGAUUUCAGUAAUCUAGUUGCCAAGAUUACUGAAAAUUUUGCCAAUUAGAUACAUAUAUAUAGGAAAAAGGAACAGGAUGGUAAUUUAUUUGUUGGAAAUGAAAUUACUGUUUUUAUUAAAAAAUAUUGCUUACAAA